Messenger RNA from Pogonomyrmex barbatus (red harvester ant), 1897 nucleotides. RefSeq lists its product as uncharacterized. The record is from RefSeq and is a predicted model, not a curated record. NCBI's taxonomy places the organism in Eukaryota, Metazoa, Arthropoda, Insecta, Hymenoptera, Formicidae.
AUAAAAUUUUGAUUUACAAAAAUGGAGAGAGGAUUAUAAAGACUUAUAAAAAUUGCUGAUUUACGAAGUCAGAGAGAUACAAAUCGAAAAGUUAUCGAAGCAGGGAUCGUAAAUAUAUAAUAUAACCAUUACGCGGCGAGAUCACACGUCGGAAUUCUUCCAGAGAAAUUUCUGAAAAAAGAAAUUCCAUUUGACUGUUGCACAUUGCUCGCCGAGGAAGCCAGAGCGCGAAUCGAAACCCCAUAUCGCGAGACUCGCGUGUCGCGCUCUCCCCUUCUCAAGCUCGGGCGGAGAAGCCCGUUCUGGAUGAUGCCUCGGGAAAUUCGUCGAAAGUCACAGCUGGCCGGGUCUAUAAUUCUAAUUUCGUUGCAGGUGCAUGCGCCUCUUUCUUUCACGUCGGGUGAAAAUUCACAAGAUAUCGCCGCUCAUAAUUACCGGGUUCCCCUAUCCUCUCUCCCCCACGAUGAAAUAGAGCCCCGUGCUAAGCCGGACGAUUACUGACAUGUACGAACAAUUAAUGUCGCAUUAUCCCGCAGAUUUCGCCGCCUGGGUUCGUUAAUUCCGUCGCGAGAAAUCGGUAUUUCCUACUCUGAUAGGGACGGGCGAGUUCGUUACAGGCGGGACACCUUGGCAGAAGGGGGGGGGAGGAGGGUUUGUUGCAUCCGACGUUGAAAAGCACUCGGAUAGCACAAAUGCAUUUCAUUACUUCGCGGGCGGCAGAAAGCCGAGGACACCGAGAAUCCGAAAAGGAAAGUGUUAACGGUCUCGUUCAAUUUAACUGCCCGUGAAAGGAAUUUUGGAGACAUGAGGGUCGCAACGACGGACUCGACCGCCUUGAUCUUUUUACCCUUCGCGCUGCUCUUCGCGCGGGUUAUCGGCGAUGGCAAUGCGCGGACGUUCACGAAGCCGUUCAACGGCCAGAAGUCGCAGCUUAUCUCGUUUGACACCAAGGGCGGAGAGAUCGAAGUCAAUUGGGAUGUGUCCGUGCCCUUUUUCACCAUACCGCUGAACCACGUGAGCGAGACUGGCGAAGUAUCACCUCUGCUUAAUGUUAAUACGAAGGGAUUUUCAAUCGCCGGUGUUUUAACAGCCAUUUUGACUUUGGCCGUGCCGCUUUUAUCAAAGCCAGGGCCAGGAGUGAAUUAUCGAAAUCUCGACUCGCAAUGGUCGCAAAUGGGAGAUACGAUAAAUGAGAUCGUGUUUAGCAAUCGAUAUGUCACACCCUGCGUACAGCGCAUCGUUUGCUCCGUCGUUUCCGAGGCGAGUCAUUCCGAUAAUCCUUCGAGCACCGAUAAGAUCAUCGACGGUUUGUCAAGUCACAAGUGGUUUAAGGAAUUCACGAACGGUACAAUCCUUCAGGAAGCUAUCAGGAUGGGACGAGAAGGACGCCACGACUGUGGCCACAUUUAUAAGGAUUGUUUCGUGACGCCGAAAAUUUUUAAAAGUAUGAUGGCUCAAUUUGGCGCAAUCUGAUACCAACGUUCAUUAUAAAAUUGUAAAAACGCUAUCGAUCUCAAAAUAUUUGUAUUUUGUAUUUUUUUUUAUCAUCACACAUGUCCUUGUUGCUGCAGCGAACGCCACAUCGCGAACGUCUUCAUGAAAAUUUUGCAAAAAAAAUUUUGCACUCCGUGCAAAUACAUUGUUGAAGCUCGGUUUUUGUUUCACGUUCAAUUUUAAAAUCAUUCGCGAUGUAACGAGCGAGUUACAUCAGGACGACCGAUCUUCAUUAUCUUGAUGCACGAGGUGUGAAAUUUCGUCGCGCCCAAGAGAAACCGCGUCGUGUAUUUAAAUAACGCGCUUUCACUUUUCCUUUUAUACAAAUCGUUAGAAAAUCACUGCUAUUAUAAUAGAUAUAAUGAGGUUAGUGCCGUAUAUAAUCAUUUAUCACUUUUAAAAU